Molecule: messenger RNA, 651 nt
Organism: Magnolia sinica
Lineage: Eukaryota; Viridiplantae; Streptophyta; Magnoliopsida; Magnoliales; Magnoliaceae
Product: protein RALF-like 1
Exons: 1
Coding region: 64-423 (119 amino acids)
Source: RefSeq, a predicted model, not a curated record
CAAGUGUCGCAGCCACAGAAGAGAGAGAGAGAGAGAGGGAGAGAGAGACUCAAAACGCCAGAAAUGGCAAUUCCAGCAGCAAUCUCAGCCAAAAACCUCUCCAUCAUCCUCCUCCUCGUCAUCUUCACGAUCAUCUCCGGCCCACUAGCCAACGCCGGCGAUCACCAUCAACUUGGGUGGCUCCCAUCUGGAUCUGCCUGUACUGGGUCAAUCGCAGAAUGCCUGGCAGGCGACGAGUUCUCCAUGGACUCAGAGAUCAACCGCCGCAUCCUCGCCACUAGCCAGUACAUCAGCUACCAAGCCCUCAGGCGCAACAGCGUCCCUUGCUCGCGACGUGGCGCUUCCUACUACAACUGCAGGCCUGGGGCCCAGGCCAAUCCGUACCGCCGUGGGUGCAGCGCCAUCACACGGUGCAGGAAUUAGUUUCUCUCCAUCUCUUUCCCUCUCUUCUUCUUAUGUGUUUGUGAUAUGUUCCAACCAUGUUAGUGUUUGUUAUUAUACAUUGAUGAGAGAGAGAGAGAGAUUGGAUGGUUUUUCUUGUUUCCAAGAGAUGCUUCUUAUCUUGUUCUGUUUAAACUAUAAUUAUUAUUGGGUUUGUAUGUGUAAAACAUCAUUCAUUUUUAGAACUGAAUUUUAUUGUCAUUUUUUUUA